Molecule: messenger RNA, 6011 nt
Organism: Lethenteron reissneri (Far Eastern brook lamprey)
Lineage: Eukaryota; Metazoa; Chordata; Hyperoartia; Petromyzontiformes; Petromyzontidae
Product: regulator of G-protein signaling 7-like
Biological process (GO): G protein-coupled receptor signaling pathway; positive regulation of GTPase activity; regulation of G protein-coupled receptor signaling pathway
Cellular component (GO): plasma membrane; cytoplasm; neuron projection
Molecular function (GO): GTPase activator activity
Source: RefSeq, a predicted model, not a curated record
UCCCCGCCUGGGACGUGGCUGAGAAGGAGAGUGACGGAGCCGAGCACGGAGCGGCCGCGACCUGCGCGUGGUGGUGGUGGUGACGGUGGUGAGGGUGGUGGUGGUGGUGACGGUGGUGAGGGUGGUGGUGGUGGUGACGGUGGUGAGGGUGGUGGUGACGAGCCAUGGCCCAAGGGAAACGCGGCGCCAGCUCAGCCGACGAGACCCCCAACACCAUCGUGUACAGGAAGGAGGAGCAGAUGGAGGAGGUGGUGAGGAAGAUGCAGGACGAGACGAGCGGAGUUCCCAUCCGCACGGUCAAGAGCUUCCUCUCCAAGAUCCCCAGCGUCGUCACCGGUGCGGACAUCGUCCAGUGGCUCAUGAGAAACCUCAUCAUUGACGACCCAGCGGAGGCGCUGCAUCUGGGCACGCUCGUGUCUGCUCACGGAUAUUUCUUCCCGAUCUCGGACCACGUGCUCACCCUGAAAGACGACAACACCUUCUACCGGUUCCAGACGCCCUACUUCUGGCCCUCCAACUGCUGGGAGCCGGAAAACAUCGACUACGCCGUGUACCUGUGCAAGAGGGCGAUGCAGAACAAGGCUCGCCUGGAGCUGGCCGACUACGAAGCCGAGAGUUUGGCGCGAUUGCAGAGGGCCUUCGCUCGCAAGUGGGAGUUCAUAUUCAUGCAGGCCGAAGCACAGGCCAAGGUGGACAAGAAGAGGGACAAGGUGGAGAGGAAGAUCCUGGACAGUCAGGAGCGAGCCUUUUGGGACGUGCAUCGCCCUGUGCCUGGCUGUGUGAACACCACCGAGGUCGACAUCAAGAAGUCGUGCCGCAUGCGCAACCCUCGCAAAACGCGGAAGUCUGUGUACAACCUGCAGAACGAUGCGCGGACACACAGCCCCGUGCGGUCCCCGUCACCUGGAAGGAAACCUCCCACGGAGGAUGAACUCAGGCAGCAGAUCAAGUACCUUUAUAUGCAACUGGACCGGCAUUGUUUGAAGAUGUCGAAGGUCACGGAAAGCCUCAUCAGCUACACGGAGCACUACGCCGAGUACGAUCCGCUCAUCGUGGCGCCGGAGUCGUCCAACCCGUGGGUGACCGACGACACGGCGCUCUGGGACAACGACGGCAGCAAGGAGCCGAGCCAGCAGCGCGUGCGCCGCUGGGGCUUCUCCAUCGACGAGGUGCUCAAGGACCAGCUCGGCCGCGAGCAGUUCCUCACCUUCCUCAAGUCCGAGUUCAGCUCCGAGAACCUGCGGUUCUGGCUGGCGGUGCAGGAGGUGAAGCGGAGGGCGGUGCGGGAGGUGGCCCCCCGCGUGCAGGAGAUCUGGGGCGAGUUCCUGGCGCCCGGAGCCCCGAGCCCCAUCAACCUGGACUCGCAGAGCUACGACCGCACCACGCAGAGCGUGCAGGACCCCGGCCGCUACACCUUCGAGGAGGCGCAGGAGCAGAUCUACAAGCUGAUGAAGUGCGACAGCUACGCGCGCUUCCUGCGCUCCAACGCCUACCAGGAGCUGCUGCAGCCCAAGAAGAAGGCUAAAAUGCUGACCGCCAAGAGGCUCACGAGUCUAGUCCAGUCGUCCUAGGCCCAAGGCCUGCUCGGGUCACCGAGCGCCGCCGACUUUCCGUGGCAUCUGCAGAACGGGCACUUCUUUGUUUUUGUUGUUUUUGUUGUUUCCGCCAUUCAAGUAACAAAACUCAACCCGGGGACCGUCGAUCGCUCGACGUCCGUUCCGCUGGACUCGCCGCCGAUGUCUCCUCCUCCUCUUCCGAUGUGAACAUUGACCUCUCGGCCGCCUUUGACCCUCGCCGACCUUUGACCCUCGGGACAAAAUGGGGAAGAGAGAGAGAGGGCGAGAAAAAAAAGCAUUUCUCUGCCCUCCGGUCGUGCGGCGUUUCUCAUGGUCGUCGUCAUCAUCGUCGUCGUCGUCUUCGCCAUCCUCGUCGUCACGGCAGCCGUCGCCGCGCCCGUUCUCUACCGGGCCCCGCACCGACAGCGCCGCUCCGUGCCCCGGCGGGGAUCAGCCGGAAGGGCUGCGGUGGUUUUUCACCGCCGGGCAAAUCACGCCCCGCACGCCACUCACGAGUCGCGCCGGCCUCACCCCUCGUGCUUUCCUCGCCCCGCGGCUCAGCAACCUGCGGCUCCGGAGCCGCGUGCGGCUCUCUAAGGGACCGCCUCGUGACGUCGUUGAUGAAGGACCGCCGUGUCGUAUUCACCCGCAGUGCAUUGUUUUAUUUAUUACACAAGUAACAAAAACGGCCCUCCUUGUUGUUUUGUUUUGCCGAGCCCCUGGUCUAGUGGCUGCCAGGUCAAAUCCAGUCGGAGUUCGUUGUUCCACGUGAUUAUUGAUAUCAUUAUUAUUGUUGUUGGUGUUAUCGUUGUGAAUUUGUACGCCGUCAACAAACUCGCGUGGACGGGAGCCGCUCGUCUCGCCAGCGUCCUGGCAGGGUUCACGCACACGGGGGGCUGGCGGGCGGAGAGCGGGACGGUGGGUGGAUCCACUCUUGAGUAAUUUGUUGCGCGCAACCGAGUCGAUCGCGCGUGGACGUCUCUGCAACCGGUUGCGAGCCGUCGCCGUGGCCGGUCGCCCCCGCGGUGGAGAGACGCCGCCCGGCUUGUCGAGCAGGCGACCUGCCCGGAGAGGCAUGCGGCGAAGUCCGCCAGAACCGCGCGCCGCUUCGUUGCGAUCCCCGGACCGUUCCCCCGUGUCGCUUAGACGCUCCCCCGUGUCGCACGGCCGCUCGCCUCGGGCGAGGACAGAAGAUGGGCGACGGCUACUCGCGGGCGACGGUCACGUGCGAGCUACGGUCACGUGCGAGCGCGAUGAUGAUGAUGAUUUCGAGAUUUGAGGAGCGAUUUUUGCUUUCGUGGCCCGUCGCUCGGGGUAUUGGUGCCCCCCCCCGCCCCCCACCCCCCGCCCCCCCUGGAUAUUAGCCGCGUGUGGGUGGGCUUCAGGAAAUGGACCUGUGGGCGGGGGGGGUAGGCUUCAGAGAGGGAGGGGGGCCCUCACCUGGGCGGCGUUUUUCCCCCUCCCCUCGACCCCCCACCCCCGAGGCCUCCGAUAUGUAGGCGUAAUCCCUGGUGCACAAACCUGGGGGGGGGGGUCCGGGGGGGGGGGCGGGUCGCACAAACCCAGAGCCAGAGCAUGGAGCUGCUGGGGCGCUUGACAAUCGUUUUCUCCCCCGGCCGUCGGCGAGCGCUUAAAAAUAAACAGCCAAAACGGCGGAGACCGCACGCCGCACUGACACCGCCGGGGUCGCAGCGCCGCUCACAGACCACUGCCGGGCCGAGUAGACCGAGCGUGCAGCACGCACACGUGUGUGUGUGUAUGCACGCGUGUGUGUGCACGCGUGUGUGUGCACGCGUCUUAUCUAGCCUAGCCAAGCGGCGGAUAUCGGCAGGUGCUCGCGUUUUAAAAAGGUCGUCCGCUCCCGUCGGUCUGUGGUCUAGAAGGCGCCCCCCCCCCCCGCUAUGAGAUUGGUCUGCUGGUCUGUUGUCCAUUUGCCGAUUGUUAGUGGAGGUGUAGGGUCUGCCGGUCGAGCGUCCCGUGCCAAACCGACAAUUUCAAACCAAUCCCGCUGAGACGUCGGCCCAAUCCGGCAGCAGCAGCGGCGCUGAAAUUCUUGCUUCGAUGGAAACAAAUAAUAAUUGGGAAAAAAAAAUCCGAUCGGUCGCACGUCGUUUUAUUUCAAUCGCCGCAUUCGUUCCCCGGCCGACAAACUCACGGCGUUGGAGAGACUCGCCGGGCCACGCCGCCAGUGCGGGCAGCAAUGGAAAAACCCGUGCCGGAUUCCGAUGGCCGUGCACGUCAGAGGUUCCUGCUCAGGUUCGAGGUGGUGGUGGUGGUGACGGUGGGUGUGUCCUGUAGGCCUACGGGAGCACUGAGCACGCAUCGUGUCGGCUUGCGCUGCAGAGCGCGCUCGCGAUCUCCACUCGGCGAAUUCCGUCGCUGUGUCCGGCGGCGUUCUUCUUCAUCUUCUUAGUUUUUGUGCAAACUUUUGCGAAGGUUGAGCGUUGUCAAAGUCUCCCCCUUGUGUGCAAGGGGGAUGUUCUGCGGGCAUUCUCGCUGAACCGCCCCACAGAAAUUAACGCACCUCGGCGGAUAUUUUAUUCAGAGAGAGGCGUAGUAGCGCCGUUGUUUUUGAAGACGUUACUCACCGCAGAAAACCGUAGCGACACGACCGCCGCCGUUCUACGAUUGCCGGCGCCAAAACUGUGCCACGUGCCCUCCCACAUGGCCUUGUGGGAGAGCCUCAGUACCGAUAAAGUUACUUUAUUUAAGUUUUUCUUUUUUCUUUUCCGAUUUCGUUUUGAUGACGUACACAAUGUACGUCAUCGGAACGGGGAAGGGUUAAACUCACCCCCCCCCCCCUGCCCCACACACUUCUAGGAACAAAAUUAUUAAUUCUUUCUCGGCCACGUGACACUUUGCCGUGCAGCUUGUAGCGUCAGGAGGUUUGGCCUCCGCCCCCGGGCGGAGCUGUCGAGGUGUGCGCAGAUGGUGCAACUGCACCGGGCCCCACGGGCUGGAGGAGCCCAUGGGUUAGAGGAGGCCCACGGACCGGAGGAGGCCGAGAGGCCAGAGUGGGCCCAGGCGCCAGGCUCCACAAGAAGGGAGACAUUCAGAGAGAAUUGCACCAGGGCACAUUGCCAACCACGCUGCACCACGUUGAUAUUGCCGUGUCUGUCUCUCUCUCUGUCUGUCUAUGAAGAGUCUCUGUCUGCUCACGACUGGCGUACACGCGUAAGGGCUGCUGUGACACGCACAUAAGUGUGCGAGUGUGUGUGUGUAUGUGCGAUCGCUCGCGCGUGCGCUGAUGAGGACGGUGAUGGUGAUUCGCAGAGCGUUCCACCACUUGAUCAGGCGUUUGGACCUCUGGAGGUUUUACCGGCGGGGCCACGCCGGUGUUUUACUUGGGGCCAUUUAAGUGCCACCCCCCCCCCCUCACCCACAAGUUUCCCGGGGCGUUAGGUUGAAGCGCCGCGCGUUGAUGUCGCUCGCUCCGCGGUGAAACGUCGCCCCGGCGUUUCCAUCGCGUUUGCUCGGCUUGGUUUGCACGCGACCAGGGAUACCUUGCGCACACACACACAGUGCACACACGCACACGCACGCAAGCACACACGCACGCAAGCACACGCGCACGCCAGCGCGACUGGGUGCGCACGCACGCGGCCAGCGCGCCGCGCUACUAUCCCAACCACCCAGAGUUCGAUUCCCACUCACGGCCAACAGUGGUGACGAUUAUCCGAACCUGUCCUGGGCCUCCCUUAGGUCGACUCAGCCUAAAAGGACUGUCUGGUGCGUUGUGUAAACAUCGGCACGGGGGAGACAAAGGCGGCCGGGCGUGAUGCUGGCCACCCACCCCCCCCCCGUGUACCUUGCCGGCCUUCAUAGGUGCUGCUUGCUAACAGCAAUUGCGCCCAACAGUCUGUUAAGGCUACACGGGUGAUCUUUGUCGUUGUGUGCCAAAUGGUGGUGAAAAUAAAAAUGCGUCGUGGAAGUGAAAGGCAGUUUCGUCCCGUUGGACAUCGUCAGUGGUUUCCUAAAAGCGUUUCUUAAAAAAAAAUGACCGCAUCGGUUUCGCUCGCACUACGUCUCAUCAGCAAUCCGCGGACCUGUUCAACCGUCCACCGUGGUUACCAGGCACCGACGAUUGCGUUGAUUCAUCGCUAAAUGUUAGUUCUCGCGAUACGCGUGUCGAAGCGUUCACUGUAAUCAAUCAUUUGCGAUGUAUGCAAAUUGUAUGCACCGAAUAUGCUCACGUUGUAUAAUUCGGCAAACCGAGUGAGCCCCGAUGUCAUUGAGACGCCAAUGUCGCGCGACAAAAAUGAGAGUCGAUGCCACAAUCGCAUGGAAACCCUGAUUCGUGACGUCACGGUUGCAUGGCAACCCUGAAUCUAUACGUCACAAACGCAUGGCGACCCUGAAUCGUGACGUCACAAUACAGGGUUUGCCACGCGAUUUAUCGUGAGUGGAGCGCAUCGGUUCGUCCGGAAUUUGUACCGUUCCUUAAAAUUAUGGGUU